Molecule: messenger RNA, 786 nt
Organism: Malassezia globosa CBS 7966
Lineage: Eukaryota; Fungi; Basidiomycota; Malasseziomycetes; Malasseziales; Malasseziaceae
Exons: 2
Coding region: 1-786 (261 amino acids)
Cellular component (GO): nucleus
Molecular function (GO): NAD+ binding; histone H4K16 deacetylase activity, NAD-dependent
Source: RefSeq, a predicted model, not a curated record
AUGACUGACUCAGAGCAAGAUUUGGAUGCAUUGAGGAAGCUAGCGGCGCUAGAUGACGACUUGAACUCGGAGGAUCUAGACAAUUUAGAAGAGGAAGCAGAGAAUGAGCUUAUGGAAGAGAUGAAGCACGAUGAGUCAAAUGAAAUUAGCGACUCAGGCGCUCUAGAGCAGCCGGAAGACAGUGCAGAUGAAUCGGCGUCGUCUGACUACGUGUUUGGUCCGCUUGAGCCUGAAAACGUGGCGCUCAUUCUAUCGGAUCUUCGUACGCAUGGCAUUAGUGAAUGCGUGCGGCGGCACGUUUUACCGAAUCCAAAAUGCAUUAUUGACAUACUACUGUCUUUGGGCGUAAUGCUUCCUCGCUCUAUGUUGCAAGAGGCGGAGGAUGAACCAUCUUUGCUAUUACCUAUCUUGAAGAUGGUAUUUAUUCGCAUUCUUCGUCAGCGACAAAAACUCGUCGAGUACAAUACAAUUGAAGAUGCUGUCGACCUCAUUAAACGAUGCGAACGGAUUGUGGUGUUAUGCGGUGCAGGAAUUUCAGUGUCCUGCGGCAUACCAGAUUUCCGAUCCAAGGAUGGCAUCUAUGCAAUUCUUGCACGGGAGAACAGAUACGAGCUGGAUGAUCCUUCCGAUAUGUUUGACAAAGAAACAUUUUUGCGUGAUCCCAACAUGUUUUAUUCGUUUGCUCAUUCUAUCUAUCCAGCAAACUUCGAGCCAUCUCCGUCGCAUCGUUUUGUGCGGGAAAUCGAGAAACGCAACAAGUUGUUACCACGUCGUUUGGUAUCAUGA